AGACGCCGAGCUCCCUCCCCCCCACCCCACCCCACCCCACCCCACCCUCCCCUCCCCUCCUCCUCUCGCUCUCCCCCUCCCUCCGCGCACUGCUUCCCCUUUGACCCCCGCUGCUUCGCGGAGCCGGUGGCGACGUGUUAAUCAGGGAGAGAGAGAGAGAGAGGAAGAUGGCUGAGAAGAGGCCGAGUGCCAACUUGCUCUUCUCCUCCGACACCGAGUUCAGCUUCCCCGUGCCCUUCAUCCCCGUCAGUCAGGCCCAGGCGGCGGACUCGAGUCUUCUCUCGGCCGAUGAAUCGACUGACGUUGGUGAGGAGGACAGUUUUGUGGGUCAGACAUCUGCUUCCAUGAGCCACCCACCAGCCUUCAACUAUUUUUCUCAGGCUGCAACCAACAAUGAUCCUUUUGCAAAUAUUGGACACCAUCCUUGUACAACGGCGACACCAUCUACAAGGACAGUUUCGUGCUCAAAAGCUCCAGCUGAAGUAGUUUCUUCGGCACAUUCUGCACAUGAUCCCUUUGCAUUUCAGAGCCCACAGCCUCAAGCUGGCUUCAUGGUGCCUCCAGUCUCUCAGUAUAUCAGUACAACCUACCAGAAUAAUCAGCCUGGACUUUCUGCAUCAACAGCGUUCACGUCUGUCUCUCCUCCUCAGACCCAGCAGAAUUAUAACCCUUAUCGCCAAAAUUCACAGAGCAGUCGUGCCAGUCCUUACCUUCCCCCCCAUCAGCUACAGCAAGGCCAAGGUCACCAACACAUGCCUCCCUUUCAGUCUGCCACACCAACUAAUCAUCCUUACCAGACACCACCAGUCUCUCCUCCACAGGCUCCUUUAGGACAAACAAUAUCAACACCUAAACCUAUAUCCACAGCAAUACAGCCUUUGGUGAAUCCUCCGUAUAACAUUUAUGAGCCAGUACGACCCCACUGGUUCUACUGUAAGCUGGUAGAGGGUAAACCAAUCUGGAUGCCAUUUAGCUUUCUGGAUACUGUGAACCUUGAGGAAGUUUAUAACUCUGUACAACCAGACCCUGAAAAUGUCAUUGUGUCAACGGAUGGUGGUCGCUAUGAUGUACAUCUAUAUGAUCGCUUGCGCUAUGCUGUAUACUGGGAAGAAGAGCCAACUGAAGUGAGACGAUGCACAUGGUUUUACAAGGGGGACUUGGACAGCAGAUUUAUUCCUUACUCUGAGGAAUUCAGUGAAAAAUUGGAGGGAGAAUAUAAAAAGGCUGUAACUACCAACCAGUGGCACAAGAGACUUGAAUUUGCCAGUGGAGAAACCAUUGUUAUGCAUAAUCCAAAGGUCAUAGUUCAGUUCCAAGCUUCCUCAUUGCCAGAUGAAUGGGGAACUACACAAGAUGGCCAGACUAGGCCCAGAGUGGUCAAGCGUGGGAUAGACGAUGACCAUGAUGAGAUUCCUGAAGGAGAGUUGCCGCAAGUUAAUCAUCUGGUGUUCAUGGCACAUGGUAUUGGACCUGUGUGUGACUUGCGUUUCAGAAGCAUUGUUGAAUGUGUUGAUGACUUCAGAAACGUUUCUCUGAAACUACUGCGAACACAUUUUAAAAAAGCAGUUGAUGAAAAUAAAAUCACACGAGUUGAAUUUCUUCCAGUGCAUUGGCACAAUGCUCUUCAUGGAGAUGCUACUGGAGUAGACAGGCGUAUCAAGAGAAUCACAUUACCAAGUAUAGGCCGCUUGCGUCACUUUACCAAUGAGACAUUAUUGGACAUAUUCUUCUACAAUAGCCCUACGUACUGUCAGACCAUUGUGGAUAAAAUGGUUGCUGAAAUCAAUCGACUUUACGCUCUCUUCUUGAGUCGGAAUCCUAAUUUCAAAGGAGGAGUCUCCCUUGCAGGACACAGCCUGGGUUCUCUGAUCCUUUUUGAUUUGUUGGCCAAUCAGACGGGCUGCUCUUUGGCUGGUAAUCUCACUCAAUCAGCAUCUAAUGGGACUGUGAAAGAUUCUACAAUCUCAGAAGAACCCCAGGACCAGAAUUGUCGAGAUUCUGAAGAUUUUGAUGAACUGAAGGAUGAACAAGAGGAGGAAUUCCAGUCCUUAUCAGAAGCGUUGGAAUCACUCAGUCUCUCUGAGUACCUCACCACUUUGGAAAAGGAAAAAAUCGACAUGGAAUCAUUGCUCAUGUGUACGGUGGAUGACUUGAAGGAAAUGGGGAUCCCUCUUGGACCAAGAAAGAAAAUUGCCAAUUUUGUAAAAGAGAAAGUAAAUGCACAGGCAAAGAAAAAAGCAGCAACUGAGAAAAAAGCAGCACUAGAAGCCCUGAAGAAAGCUCAGCAAGAGGCUUCGCAAAAGACCAAGGAGGAAGCUGUUCACAUGGACUCAUUAGCUGUAGAGAAACAGGGCACGUUGAAGAGAGUGCUGUCUUGUGGUGGAACCACUGUUUCAUCUGUCAAAGUUCAUUAUGACCGUUUUGAAGCUGGUGCUGGCCAGGUUUCCGUGGCUUAUCAUGGCUUAGAUUUUGAGCCAGACAAUUUCUUUGCCUUGGGUUCUCCUAUCGGUAUGUUUCUCACUGUGCGUGGGCUGGAGAAGAUUGAUGAAAACUACAGACUACCAACCUGCAAGGGAUUUUUCAAUAUUUAUCAUCCAUUGGAUCCUGUGGCAUAUAGGAUAGAGCCAAUGAUUCUCCCCGAUUUGGAUAUAAAGCCAGUCCUUGUACCACAUCAUAAAGGCAGAAAGAGACUACACCUUGAGUUGAAAGAAAGUUUGUCCCGCAUGGGUUCAGAUUUAAAGCAAGGCUUCAUUAGCUCUUUGAAGAAUGCCUGGCAGACUCUGAAUGAAUUUGCACGUGCUCACACUUCUUCAACUCAGCUACAAGCUGAGCUAGAGAAGGUAGCCAACCAAAUUAAAGAAGAAGAAGAAAAACAUGUGGAGGAGGAGCAAAAGCUGGUGGACAGUCCAGAAUCAUCCAAGGAUGAGGAUUCGGCUGUGAAGAUUGGAAUGCUGAAUGGAGGACAACGUAUUGAUUAUGUUCUACAAGAAAAACCAAUUGAAAGCUUCAAUGAAUAUCUGUUUGCUCUUCAGAGCCACUUGUGUUACUGGGAAUCGGAAGACACUGCUUUGCUGUUUCUUAAAGAGAUUUACAAAUCUAUGGGCAUCAGCCCUGAACAACCACAACAUUGAUGGCCAUAGGCUAAACUGUAAUUAUCUUGGUAAUACUGGUCAUCCGAGGCACCAUCAGCGCUGCUGAAGACAAUGUGAUUUUAGAUCCUCAAUUGAAAUUGGUAGUCGUAUCUUUUAUUGGGAUGAUAGUAUUUAUGCAGUCUGAAUUUAUUCUACAAUACAAAACAACUGACUCUAAACAAAAGUUUUCCUUUGAAAAUAUAACUUUACUUGAUUCUCACCAGUGCAGAAAUGUAUUGCAUUAAGUUAAUGAGGCAGUGCGACUAUCUUUUGAGAGAGCUUUCAUUCUGGGUUGUUUGCUACUCAUUAGCCUCUUGAAGUAACUUGAAUGCUGAUUUCAGAAUACUUGCCUACCUGGUGGAGCCAAUGAAAUGAAUAUUAUCCUCUCCACUAGCAUCCUGUUAACUCAUUCCAUCCACUGUAGAAGUUCACUCACUUAAUCUGCAGUGCCUUGCUUCAGACAAAUGAAUGAUUAUAAUUUACAAGGUGUGCCUUGAAUAAGGCUACCCAUGCUCCUGCCAAAUGUAGUGCAUUUUUAAAACUAUAUUUCUUGUGUUAACUUGCGGAAUAUUUUAGUUUCUAAUAAAUGUUUUCCUGCUUAACUACAUAAUAAAUAUUGUAAAUGUUAAAAUUGAUUGCACCAUAUGAAAUCGAGGCACACUUUGCACGUACCACACUUGCAUUGCAAGAAUGAUAUCUUGAGCAAUGAAAUUAAUUUGAUUCUCAUUAAACUAUAAUGUAUGUUGCUAUUUCUUUACCCUCCUUGCCCCACCAAUCCACUGAACACUCUCCUAAUUUGGGCUCUCUUUUCUAUUGCACCCCAGUAUGGUGGCCAACAGGCUUUAUUUGGAGAGUGCAGUAUAUCACUGCAAGAUUGUAGUAAUGUGUCAGCCUGACGUGUGAUUUCAUCCCCACCAGAGGACUUCUCAGGCAGCAGUAAACUUCAGCUUGACUUUCAGCUUCCAUUAGGUCCAAGUACAUCUUUAAAUGGUGUUGAUGACGGGGUUUUAUUUUUCAAAUUUAGUAAUCUUGUGUUAGACCAUUAACAAAAUGUUUUUUUACUGGUGGUAGAAAUGCAUCCAGUGACAUUAAAUAAAGAGUGUGCAUUCUGAUCGGUGCUAUGAAGAUCAUUGAUGGAAUUUUAUUAUUUAUUGCACCUGGGUAGACAGUAUGCAAUGCUUUAUUAUAUGAUGAAGCUUGUUUUACUUUAGAGUAUGAGGAAUAUAGACAAUCAACUGGGAAAUGAAAUAAAUACCAGAACCAUUAAGGAACUUUUCAAUCACCCAUUUCUUCCUCCGAGCUGACCAUCUCAAGUUUGCUGUCUUCUCUGCCUGUGUUAGUCAUGUGCUGCCAGAGUAACAAAGCCUUGUAGCAGUGUAUUCAGAUUGAAUGUAGUUUUUGCAUUUCUCUGGAGAAAACUUUGCUUUGGGCAAUCAGUCACGAUGCUUUUUAUGUCUUCUGUUAGAUAGAAAUUCACUUUGUAGAAAAGCAAAAUACUGCAGAUGCUAGAAUUCUGAAAUUAAAGUAGUAAAUUCUGGAAAUACUUGGGUCAGAAAGUAUCAGCGCAGAGAAAAAGACAUCCAAUCAAUGACUUUUCAUCAGAUGCUGCCUGACUUGCUGAGCUCUGGCAGCAAUUUCUAAAUUUAUUUGACUUUAUUUUUAUCCAUUUCACAUUUGAUCCUGGGAAACAAAGUGAGGUUCUGCAUGAACAAGCAAACAACAUCCAAUUAUCUUUGACACAUUAAUGUAUUUUCCUGCACAUUUCCUUUCCUCUUCUCUCCUCUUGGUUUAAGCCCAAAGGCAGGCAUCUGGACAGUUGGUGUUUUGGGUUUUCUGAAUGUACAUUCAUUUGCAUUUGUCACAAGUUGUAAGUUUAAAGAUAAUGGUUAAAAAGGAUUUAUAAUUGUAGAAUUUUUUUGUAAGGAAAAUCUAAGAAAUCAACAAAGCCUUGCAUUCAGAUAUUACACCCUGGUAUGUUUCUUGCAACCGAUGCUGCUUUGCUACUUCUGGUUAAUUUUUGUUGUAACAUUCUAAAAGAUGUCCCCGGAUUCCUCUUGUACAUGUGUUACAUAGUUCGCAAUUUUAGCAUAAAGACUGCCUCUCUUAAAAGGUACCAAUCUGCUUAAUAAGAUUUCCGUUUUGACCAAAUUGGGUGUAAAUCCUAUCAGAGAUUUUCUGGUCUCAGAUUAGUGUUGGGUAACAAAAUAUAUACCAUCUGCUGUCAUUGUAGACUAAAUAUUUUGUUAGUGUUUAUUAUUAUUAAACUGAUUAUAAUUUAUAA
Messenger RNA from Pristis pectinata (smalltooth sawfish), 5412 nucleotides. It is a transcript of the gene sec23ip, whose product is annotated as SEC23 interacting protein. Gene Ontology annotation, biological process: endoplasmic reticulum to Golgi vesicle-mediated transport. The record is from RefSeq and is a predicted model, not a curated record. Gene Ontology annotation, molecular function: metal ion binding; protein binding. NCBI's taxonomy places the organism in Eukaryota, Metazoa, Chordata, Chondrichthyes, Rhinopristiformes, Pristidae. The coding region runs from base 168 to 3131 and encodes 987 amino acids. The transcript is spliced from 19 exons. Gene Ontology annotation, cellular component: COPII-coated ER to Golgi transport vesicle.